Messenger RNA from Oncorhynchus mykiss (rainbow trout), 1615 nucleotides. The record is from RefSeq and is a predicted model, not a curated record. NCBI's taxonomy places the organism in Eukaryota, Metazoa, Chordata, Actinopteri, Salmoniformes, Salmonidae.
AUGAAGACCUCAUGGGGCGGAAACCCCCAUUCUGUCCAAGCUCCUAAAUCUCUCAGCGAUGGGCCCCACGUCCUGAGCCUAGCUGCAGCAGAGCUGUAUGUGAGCUUCACCAGGACCAACUCUGUUCUCACCACUGAGGACGGUGUAGUGAUGCAUAGUGUUCCCAACCAACGGGGGCUACCCCUCACCAUAGUGGCAAGCAGGGAUGGCUACCUUCUGACCAUAGUGGCUAGCAAGGUUGGCUACCUUCUCACCAUAGUGGCUAGCAAGGAUGGCUACCUUCUGACCAUAGUGGCUAGCAGGGAUGGCUACCUUCUCACCUCGCUGCUCUGGAAAACCACCAGGAUGCCAAGAUACAGCAGCAUUGAGCUGAGUACCGUAAGAGCUGUCAAUUCUCAGCUCUUGUCCAAUAGGAGAGAGAUCAAUGUGACAGGGGAAGUACAGUUCACGCUACCCCUGGGGCAGAACUCUGAUCUGCAGGCCUCCAUGCUGUGCCAGCCUGGUCCUAUGACCAGACUACUGGUUGCUCAACAGGAUAACCUCCCUCAGCAUUGGGAUACCAAGCCAGCCACCUCCCCUGUCCAGCUCUACCCCAUCCAUCCAGGAAGCCCAGAGUAUGAUGAAGUCCUGAGCCUGUUCCGGAAUACUUGUCCAGACAAUGAAAUUAAAAAAAUUGAAAGGGUCCAGAACCCAAACUUGUGGAAAAGCUUUGAGAUCAAGAAAAAAGACAUCAGUGACAGGAAUGAUCGCUUUCUGAAUGAGAGACGUCUUUUCCACGGAACCAGUCACACAAACGUAGCUCACAUCAACGACCACGGGUUCAAUCGGAGCUACGCUGGAAAAAAUGAUGCACUGUAUGGAAAUGGCACCUACUUUGCAGUCAAUGCCAGCUACUCUGCUAAGGAUGAAUUCUCCAAGCCAGAUGGCGAAGGGAGGAAGUUGAUGUACUUGUGUCGUGUUCUGACUGGACACUUCACAAAGGGAGAACGAGGGAUGAUAGAACCUCCAUUUAAAGAGGAUUCAGAUAUUCGGCGCUACGAUAGUACGACAAACAAGCAAUCUGAUCCAACAGAGUUCGUAGUCUUCCACGACUGUCAGGCAUAUCCAGAGUACCUGAUCACUUUCUUAAGGGGCUAGAGCAACUGUUAUAACUCAAAACCACUCUUGGAAAUUCAUGGUUAAAAUCUAAUUUUGAGAACAGCAAAAAUAGCCAAAAGAGGUGACAGUUAGUAUGUUGAAAGUAUUGCACCAACGCCUUGAUUUUCUAGAUUUAAAUCUGUUAUUUCCAUUGUCAUAAUAUAAUUAUUGAUUUACUGUAUGUCCUAUAAUCUAACAGAUUGCACCUUUUAAACAGCAAUCUUAUUCAAAUAUCUUCACAGGGACCAUUUUUAGCAGUGCACAUAUUAGGGUGGGCUGUUGGGAUUUUAUUUUUAUACAAUGGUUCUAACAUGGUAGCUUUUAAUAAAGCUCAACUAACAUAUCUUUGUUUGCCAGUGUUUCUUCUAUGACACAUAUUAGUCAUUCCAUUAAAUAUCAUAGAUUUGUAGAGGACAUUUUUGUAAAACCAUCAUUUUAUAUGACUCAUAUUUCCAUUAAAUAUAAAAUAUGUGUAAUU